ACUUGUUGGACGUACAUACGUUCGACGAAGUUCACGGGCAUGACGACGGUGCCAGGCGACGUGGGACUGCUCGAAGCGAAACUGCAUGGAGCUAGCGCAGGAGAACAAGUCGUGAUAGUCGACGCACACAACAACGUCAUAGGGAGCUCCACACGGGCCGUGAUGAAAAUAUUCAACCUUCCGCAUAGAGCCACGUAUGUCGUGGUUCGGAACUCUGCUGGCCUUUACUACGUACAGCGUCGUUCGAGCACCAAAGACUAUUGCCCUGGGCUCCUGGAGCCCAUGGCCGGCGGCGUCGUUGGGUUUGGCGAAUCGUACGACGAGAGUGCCUACCGCGAACUCGACGAAGAGAUGGGCAUCCGCAACACCCCCUUGACCCACAUCACCACGUUCUCGUACUCGGUACACACCCAUCAUCCCGAGACAUGCACCACCAACUGGCGACUCAUUGGCAUGUACUACAUACGUACGAGUAGUCGCCACCCAUGCUCGUUUGGAGAAGCCUGUACGAUUGCGUGUACGAUGGACCGGUAACCAAGCAAGACGAAGAGGUGGCGGAGGUGCUGCUUCUGUCGGAACAGCAGAUCUUGGCUCGCGAGCACGACAUCACGCCCGACGGCAUGUUUGCCUUCCGCACGUACUUGACGACCUCUAGGACGACUGCAAAGUGACCAUCCGUUACAGUAACGUUAGUUGUAUUAGUAAAAAAACCUUCCAGCGUUGCGUGGGUGGAUUAUUGCUCACACUUGUCGACACAGUACAGUACUCUCAAUCGUCCAUCUUCGUUGUCGCAACGAUCUUGCGUGCUACAUGCAGCUGACCGAUCAUGUCCCCAGGGCAGAAGUCACUUCGACAACCCGUGUGAAAUAGGAUGGCACGAUCGAGGAUUCGUUAGCUCGGAGGCCCUCACACCGUCCGCGUCAACGUGGACCCUUUACAGUUACUGUAACGUUAGCC
Messenger RNA from Aphanomyces astaci, 957 nucleotides. RefSeq lists its product as hypothetical. Gene Ontology annotation, molecular function: hydrolase activity, acting on acid anhydrides. Bases 40 to 534 code for a protein of 164 amino acids. The record is from RefSeq and is a predicted model, not a curated record. Lineage: Eukaryota; Oomycota; Saprolegniomycetes; Saprolegniales; Verrucalvaceae. The transcript has 4 exons.